Molecule: messenger RNA, 7348 nt
Organism: Planococcus citri (citrus mealybug)
Lineage: Eukaryota; Metazoa; Arthropoda; Insecta; Hemiptera; Pseudococcidae
Product: acetylcholinesterase-like
Exons: 7
Coding region: 449-2446 (665 amino acids)
Biological process (GO): acetylcholine catabolic process; choline metabolic process
Cellular component (GO): plasma membrane
Molecular function (GO): acetylcholinesterase activity
Source: RefSeq, a predicted model, not a curated record
CCUUUAGUCGUUAUUCGAUGAAAAUUUCGAUACCAAGAAGACGCAUUUCGAUGCCCCGAGUAUCUCUGUUGUCGAAUCCGAAUUUCGGGUUUUUAUAUCGUCGACGUACGUAUUUUAAAUUCUCGUAACGGCCGUUUUUUUUUUUUUUUUUUGCUUUCAAUUAGAUACAUUCUGCGUCUCGUCUCUUCAUCUCUGCUGUAUCUUUCGUUAGUCGUAUCGAGAUAUAAACGAAGGCGAGACUUGGUGCGCGUAUUUCGCAAAAUAUCUAGUUCGCGCAAUUCAUCGCAUCGCAGUAAAAGCUGGCGAAAAUUUUCACGCAACCAAAAAAUCGCUCAAAGAUACAUCGAUGAAUUCGAUAAAGAAGAUUACAACUGCAAUAUCGAAUGAUUUUCGAAAUCGAAUUCGCAAAAGUUUCCAUUGAAAAAGUACAUAUGGUUUGUUGGAGGUGAUGAUGUCCUACAAGUUUUCGUUGAUUAUGGUAUGCUGGAUGUUAACAUGCAAAGAUGUAUUUGUUAAUUCAGCCGAAAAUCAACAUAGAGGGCCACCGCCUUACUUCGAGGAUGAAACCAAACAGUCUUCUGCCCGCUUCGGCAACGAUUAUUGGGACACGGUGGUCGACGAUGAACCUAACCAAGAACCCGAAGAUCAAAUGGAUGACGAACCGGUAUUCGCCAAACAAGUAUAUCGCAGUAAAGAAGACGAAGAGGUAUUGGUGGAAACGAAAAAUGGUAAAGCCAGGGGAGCGGUUUUGAGCGCUGCUACUGGCAAAAAAGUGAUCGCGUGGUACGGCAUCCCAUACGCCCAGAAGCCCGUGGGUAAUCUUCGAUUCCGAAGACCAGUGCCAGCCGACAGAUGGGACAAGGACGACCCGAAUUUCGUUCUGAACGCGACCAAGUUUCCAAACAGCUGCUUCCAAAUGAUCGACACACUAUUCGGCGACUUCGCCGGUGCUACGAUGUGGAAUCCGAAUUCGCCGCUAUCGGAAGACUGCCUGUACUUGAAUAUCAUCUCUCCGUAUCCUAGGCCGAAAAACGCCACCGUUUUAGUAUGGAUUUUCGGCGGCGGUUUUUAUUCGGGCACGUCAACGUUAGACGUGUACGAUCCGAAAACGCUGGCUUCCGAAGAGAACGUAAUUAUCGCUUCGAUGCAGUACAGAAUAACCUCUUUGGGAUUUUUAUACUUCGGCACCGAAGACGCGCCAGGCAACGUGGGCUUAUUCGAUCAACUACUCGGGCUGCAAUGGAUACACGAUAAUAUCGCCGCGUUCGGCGGCAACCCUCAUAAUGUGACGCUUUUCGGCGAAUCGGCGGGAGCGGUUUCAGUCAGCAUGCAUCUUUUAUCGCCCUUAAGUAGGAAUCUGUUUAGCAGAGCGAUUAUGGAAUCCGGUUCGCCGACUGCUCCCUGGGCGGUACUUUCGCGAGAUGAGAGUAUACGUCGGGGACUUCAGCUAGCAAAGGUUUUAGGAUGUCCGCAUAGCAUUAAGAAUUUACCUAAAGUGACAGAAUGUCUUCGUAAGGUAAACGCUACCACGUUAGUGCAGAAAGAAUGGGUCGUCGAGGGUGUAUGCGAUUUCCCGUUCGUGCCGGUCGUCGAUGGACAUUUUUUACAAUGCGAUCCGGAUGACUGCACUAGAACGAGUAAUUUUAAAAACAUCAGCAUCAUCAUGGGAAGUAAUUCGGAGGAAGGAUUUUAUUUUAUUAUGUAUUUUUUAACCGAUCUUCUGCGAAAAGAAGAAAACGUUUUGAUAUCUAGAGACGAAUUCGUCAGAGCUGUGAACUCACUCAAUCCCGAUAUGAACGAUCUCGCUAGGCAAGCCAUAAUAUUCGAAUAUACCGACUGGAUGAAUCCGGACGAUCCUGUCAAAAAUAGAGACGCUCUCGAUAAACUAGUCGGCGAUCGUCAAUUCACCUGUAAUGUCAACGAAUUCGCUCACGCUUACGCUAAGGCUGGCAACGACGUUUAUAUGUACUUUUUUAAACACCGUUCGUCGCGAAGUCUUUGGCCAUCUUGGUCCGGAGUCUUGCACGGCGAUGAAAUCAACUUCAUUUUUGGCGAACCAUUGGACCCUAUAAAACGAUACAGACGCGAAGAAAUACAACUCAGUAAGCGAAUGAUGAAGUACUGGGCCAACUUUGCUAAAACUGGAAAUCCUAGUCAAAAUGAAGAUGGAUCUUGGACUUCGAUAUACUGGCCUCUGCAUACUGCCGAUGGUAGAGAGUUUUUGACUUUAGAUGUGAACAAUUCGCAAACUGGAAAAGGACCGAGAAUAAGACCGUGCGUGUUUUGGAAACAAUACAUUCCUCAGUUACUGGAAAGCGCUGACAAUAUGACAAAAAACUGUCGCAAUACUGCCAACAUUUCGUACGCAAAAGGUCUCGGGCCAGUUCAUUUCGUAGCCCUGUACACAAUCGUAAAAUACACAACUGGUUGGAUAAUAUGCGUUUAAUCGCGAUCGCGAAAGAAAAAAAAUCAAUUGCCAUUUUUUUACAUUACAUAUCUUUCUAUAAAAUAAUUUCGUAAAAAUCUCGACAGUUUGAAAGUUUGAACGAAAGAUUUUUCCUUUUAAUUUUUUUUACCACAAUGUUAGCAAAUGAACCAGCUCCUUUUUCGCUUGUUGUUUCGCUGAUUGCAUUACAAGCACAAAAUUUGUACGUACAAUUGUAUCGUUUUAGCAAAAAGAAAAAAAAAAGAAAAAAAAGAGAUACUAUUUAUUUCCAAGGCGAGUAUUCACAAUCAUUAAAGGUUUUGGGAACUAAAUGUAAAACUGUGAUGACUUAACGCUGCACAGGAGUGCCGAGUGUUGAUUAGUAAAAAAAAAAAAAUCAGGUUUAUACGUAUUUAAUCGUUUAUUGUAAUACGUUACGCGAUAUCUCUAACUACUUAUUUGUGUUCCUUUGUUUUUUCUUCCUUCUAUGUAAUUUUUUUUCCAUUCCUUUAUUUUUUUUUACCAUAAAAGAUGUAAUAUUGCGCGGAAAAAAUUAAGCUCGGAAGAGAAGUAGAAAAAAAAAUGUCUGCGUGAAAAAGAACAUCGUGUGGAAUGGUAAUGAGUUUACGGUUUGGUGGUUAUGUUGAACGGCGGCGAUGAAGAAGACGAUGAAGGCGAAUACGAAUUUUGUUUAGUGCGAGUAUUUACGUAGUAACAAAAAGUUUUCGCCACUUGCUGCGUGUAUUAGGUAUAAAAAAAAAGAAGAAAAAUUUUCUUUACAAUGCGGAGAUGUGCGCGUAAUUUCGCCAGGUGCUUGCCCGCGAGCCCGCGCCCUUUCUCGAAAAAAAAAGUUACGAGACUUAUUGAUUGUAGAUGUGGUAAAAAAUACAUAUAAAGCGUGUUUUUGUAUUGUAUGAAAUUUAAUUUUUAUCCUGUCUUGUUACCUAUCUAUACCUAUACAUAGCUCUAUACUUUAAUGACGUUUACGACGAGUGUUAUGUUAACUGUAAGAAAAAUUCGCCAACAGCGUGUAAUAGGCAAGCAAUAAGACGCGAUGAAAGAAAUGCAUUAGAUUUGUAAUAUAAUUAUUUAAUUUUUUUAUUCCUCGUUUUUAUUCUGCGCGUACCGCAUACCUACUUAUGUAUGUACAUUGUACGUAGGAUACGUUGAAAAAAAAAAAAUACUAUAUUAUUGUCCGGAUCAUGGGUCGAUUAUCACCGUAAUUAAAUUUUUAAAAAGAAACGUGUGUAGCUGUGUGUACUCGUAUGUCUGAUUUGUCUUUAUCAUAAUUUAUUUCUUACGUCGAGCACCUUCGAUAUGGAUUAGAAAUUGGUUUUUGAAAUUUAAAUCCUGAUCAUAAAAAUUUUUGAAAAAUGCAAAACGAUUUUCUCACGGAACCAUUUGAGAAUAAAGCAAAUAAAUUUUACUCGAUCUCGAGUAGAUAAGUAUGUUAUUGACCAAAUUUAAAUUUUGAAAAAAAAUCUAAUGACAUUCGUUGACAUUUUUUUUAAAAAAAAUAGGUAACUAUCUGAAUUUCUUUGAUUAGCAUAAUAAUAUAAAAAACUAUGGACUACUUUUUUCGUGUUUUUGACUUGAAAAACUCCAAGAAAUUUCGAGAAAAUGUGAUUCUCGUUCAGUUUUGUCGAGUAGGCAUGUAAUAUUUAUCUAGGGUGGCUCGCAAAAAAAAAAGAAAAUUGAAGAAUUUUGAUCAAGGUGGGGGGGGGGUUUCUGCGCCAGGAGGAUGUUCAAAACCGUCGACCAUAUGCAGAAAACUCGAUGAUUUGAGAUGGAAUGGUCUUCCCGAAGGUAUGGGGGCUCUGCGCCAGGAGGAAGUGAGUUCUGUCUAGAUUUUUCGAUUUUGGUUGUCAUCGUGAUUAUAGAAUGAUCAAACUGUGCAUGAAACAUUCAGUAAAUAUGCAUUACCUAUUUCAAAAUUAAACUCGAAAUUCGUUUGAAAUUUUAUACUUCUGUUUUGCUUCAGUCGAGCUAUUCUCCUUCUAUCUCUUUGUUUUUUUUUUUCAUUCGCUGAUCAAGUAUCUACUUAUGUAUGUAUGAUGCACUAAUUUUGUAAAUGUUUUGCACUUUUUGUGAUGUUACCAUCUCUCCCUCUUUUCUUUCUGAAUAUGUGUCUGAUUAUGUUAGAAAAUCACAGUAAUGGGGACUAGGGUGUACCUUAUUUACACAUGGUGGGGGGAAUCGUUUUUUUGCUAUCCCACCACCUGAAACUGUUACCUCUGGUGAGAAAAUCACGCCAUGAAAUUUUCAGCCCCCUCGGUGAAAAAUGAGUGGGGCCGAUGACUCCCCCCCGCCAUUUUACAUAAUAUGAAAAUAAUCGAAGUAUCAGACAAAAUCUUUAAAAUUGUGAACUUUCUAGUUCCAACACCUCUGUCAAGUCCCUACUUAGGCAAAUGGAUUAGAUGAGAGAGCUCUUAUUUAUACCUAUUAGUGAAAAAAAUAUUUGACGACACCCUAAAAUGUUGUCGGGUUUCAUGAGAAAAAUUUCUCCAAUCAAGUUGGUAAAAAUAAGUCGUGCUAGGAAGCUCCUCUCCCCCCUCCCUCACCUCAAAAUAUGUAAGAAAUCCUAAAAAAUAAAGUUUCUACUUUUUUUUUUACAUUUUACUGCUUGGAUUUGGUUUAUUUUCAUUAGAAAUACCUACUGUUGAAUCUUUUUGACUUCUCUAUUUAUGAUGAAAAAGUGGAACUUGUCCCCUUUCCUCAAAAAUGAAAAAAAAUGAAUAUUUUUACGUUUUUGUUUUUUUUUUAAAUUUUAAUUGAGGGGCUUCAUGGAAAAGGGGCCUUGGUCAAUUAUUUUUUCACUGAUUUUUAUACGUUCAAAUGGACUUUAAAAAAUUUUCUACAAGCAAACAUUUUCCAAUUUGUUUUUUUUUUAUGGAAGAACACUUCAAUACCUAUCACUGAAUAUGGUGAAAUUGGUGAAAUUACCAAAAACAAUAAAAUAAAAUAACUUAAUACUUACAUUUAAAAUUCUAAAAGAAAAAAAAAACAAAAAAAAUGACCAAGACUCCUUUUCCAUGGACCCCCUCAAUUCUGGGAUUUGGUCGAUAUUCAUCUUAAAGUACUAUGUCAGACACGUAUAAAAACUUGGAAAAAAUUCAUCACUAACAAAAUAUUUUUACAAUUUUACAAUAUUUUGUCUGACUUUCGAGAACUUGGAACAAAUUUCGAUAAAUCUAUGACAUCAUGUCAGCCCUUUAAACACUUGUAUAGAAAAUUACCUAUUUCUGAUUCUGAUAUUUUGACUUUGAGUAACAUUGAAGUAGACGUUUAGAUCUUAAGUCUGACUUUUAAGAGCUUGUAAUAAAAUUACCUAUGUCAAAUUUUCACAGAAGACUUAUUGACGUUCUGAUAUCUUAUAAUGUAUGACUUUUGAAAACUUGGAAAAAAAUCGCUUAGAAUCCUCCAUUAGUUCCAUAUUUUCAACUUUGGAGGUCUCUAUGUAGGAGGCCCACAUUGUUGGGGGGCGGCUGAGGAAAAGUUUUUCUUGGAAAAAAAUCAUCGAGAAGUAUUCUGGUCAGAGCCGAAAAAUUUCCAAAUAAAUUGUGUCUACAGACAUCCAUUUUUCAUAUUUUUCGAUAUUUUUCAUUGGGGGGGGGGGGGGGGUCAUAAAAGGAGAUCGAGAUCAUCUGGAGGACCUGAUGGUAUUUUUCUUGAAAAGGUGGGCAUCUAAAAGUACUCUGCUCAGAAAUGAAACAUUUUCAAAAAAUUUGUACAGAUAUGAAUUACUCAUUUUUUGUUGAUUUUUUUCGACUUUGAGGGGCUUUAUAUAGGGAACCGACAUCAUUUGGGAAACCGGGGGAGGGUAUUUUUUUUUUGAAAAAGUGCGUAUUCAGAAAUAUUCUGCCCAUAAAUGUAAAAUUUCCAGCAAAUUUCUACAGAAAUCAAUUUACCUAUCAUAUUUUUUCAUUUUUCCCAUUUUUGGGGGGGGGGGAGGGGGCUUUGUACAAGAGAGCCAACAUCAUUUUUGGGGUCCAUCAAAAGUUUUUUCUUGAAAAGAGGGUUAUGUAGAAUAAUUCUAAUGUGGAAAUGAAAUAUUUUCAAAACAUUUUCACUGAUUUUGAUUUAAUAUUCUCCUUUUUUGUGAUUUUCUUCAACUUUUAGGGGCUCCUUAGGCUACUGGGGGGGGGGGGUCAAUACGGUUUGAGAUUCGGGGAGAGUUUUUUCUUGAAAAGGGAAUUAUUUAGAAAAAUUCUGACGCGGAAACAGAAAAUUUUCAUAGAUUGAACAUUUUUUCAUUUUUUUGACUUUUUUAGCUUAGGGAUCGAGCUACUGGCACCACUUUUUUUUACAGAUAGGGGGAAAAUAAAAAAUAAGGAAUUAUUUUCCCAUCCCAGGUAACAAUUAGGGGGGGGUGAGAGUUGGAAAAUUGCAACUAAGGUACACCCUAGUGGAGACGUAGAGUUCUCAGUCGCCCAAGGCUGCAUAUGUUGGUGCUGAUAAAAACUUUUCAGACAUCGUGUAUAUUAUUAUUCCUUUAAUUUCCAAUGUGAUGUAAAAAUGUAAUCGUUUUUAAAACGAUGUUUAUUUUUAUCAAUUUUUUUCCUAUGUAAAUAUUACGAGUAUAAGUACUGUUCAGUUGAAAUGUAAGUACCUAUAUGAUUGUAUGUAAUUACCUAUGCAUCGUGUAGGUACAUAUGUACAUAAUACGGAUAUAUACCCACUAUACCUACAUACGAGUAACUUAUAGUACCUACGAGUGUAUAUAUGCAAUUUAUACCUACCGUGUGGUAUGGAUGUUAUGACUGUACUACCUACCCUAUACCUAUGCGGAGAUCAAUUUUUAGAUAAAUUAUUCGUUAUAGAAAAAGUAAAAAGCGAAAAAAAAGUAAAAAAAAAAAAAAUUAUACGCUAAAAAUGGAUGGAAGGCGUGUCGAAAGUGUAGCAUACCUUAAAUAAUGAGCAGCG